GACUUCUCAGGAUGAUGUUGGGGUGUCCAUGAUUUUGGUGGGAGUGACGAACGAGAAAAUAUCUAUCUAUCCUUUGUGGUAGUGAUGGUGACUAUGUUCCUUUAUUCUUAAGUCCUAACCAAGUGUUUGCCACAAGAUGAAGGACGGUGAAUGACAGUCGCUCAGCUGAUGACGAAUAGAGAGAAAACCAAUACGAUCGAUUGGUAGACCUUAACUGGAUGACAACCACGUCCACAAACCUGUAUAAAACACGCUUGGACAGCUGCAUUCAUCACUUUCUAGAGGGCAGGUCUGCGGCUGCAGCUUUCCGUCAUCCUGAAAUACUUUCAGUAGGAACCGAAGCCGUAGAUUUCUAGACCCUAUAGGCAAGUAUUUCAAGGGGCAAUCAGAAUCGCAAUGGCGGGCACACAUUUUGUUUCGCUAACUUUUCUGUUGGUAAUGUUGGCGACGCUAUCUUCAGGUCACUUUGUAGGAUUCUUUCGCUUUGUUGCUCCUCCUCCUCAACCACCACCACCACCGCCUCCACCACCACCAACAACAACAACUUCCUCACCGACGCCAUUGUACAGAGCCUUCUUUAAUGUAGCACAAAACCUGCCCCUCGUUCUAUACAACAACCUUGUGUGCAACACACUGAACCAGAACACUGCCACCCGGUCGUUAGCCUCAAGACGUCUGCGAUACAUCUACUACACCAAGACGUGCGCAAGCACUGCGAUUCCCAGCUCCAUCGUGGACGUCGUCGACUACACGAACCUCAUGAAGAAGCUGAGCAGUGGCUUUCUGAGCACCCAGGAACGCCAGCGUGGACAAACGCCUUAAACAGUUCCACGCUGACUGUCCUCAACACCAUCGUGGACUGGGCCUUUGGAGACACGUCUGAUGCCGACAUUAGGAAGGUACCUGACAUUGUCAGAACAUUCCUCGUGUCGUCAACAGCAUCGGAUCAGGACAAAAGAACCAGCUCAUUAAUCUGCUGCUGAGUCUAGAAAAGAAGAUAGCGAUUCAGGGAGUUUGUUCUCUUACGGGAAGAGUCAGCGUAUUGUACCUCAACCAAUACUUCGCCAAAGACUUCUUGCAACCAGCUGUGAACUACUAUUUAUCCCAGCAAGGGAUAGUCGGCAAUCUGACAGCCAUAAUAGGCGCCAUCUCCACACUAUACCCACAGAAACAAGAUGUGGCUACAAAUUUUCAGAAUCUUCUGUCAGGAGCGACUGUGUCCGACUUGCCUGCUGCCUGCUAUCUACUGGAUCUUUAUGCCAAGUCGCCCACCACCCCCGUGUGGCACCGCCCUGCUGGCCCAGACCGCCUACGCCACCCUUAAGUGCACCACCAACUCCUCCCAACCGCUGCCACCGGCGCCAACUUCAACCACCAUAACCACCACCACUUCUACAACUACUAGACCAACCACUACGACAACUGCCAAGCCAACUACUACUACUAAACCACCCACAACAAAGACAACGUCAACCACUACUGCAAAACCUACGACAACAUCAACUACAACAUCUACAUCAACAACAACAACAACAGCAGCUCCAACUACCGCAAGUAUCCAAAAUUGCGGAGCCAGCACAGUAGCCAGCAGGUUGGCCAGCGUGUCCUCUUCCGACUUCGUGUUGUCUUCAAGGAUCGUGGGUGGAGUGCCGGUGGGGUCGUGCCAGGCCAUCCCCUGGCAGGUGCGUCUCAGCAUCGAUGGCAACGAGCUGUGCGGCGCCUCCAUCAUCGACCAGACUCAUCUGCUGACUGCAGCUCACUGUGUGCCGGCUGGCGCCAAAAUAGAGGCUGUUGCAGGAGAGUACGACCUUUUCCGUAAAGAGAGCAGCGAACAAUCAGUACAGGUGUCUAAAGCUACUGUGCACCCCGGGUACACGACACUAGCCAACGGGGCCCUGAUGAACGACGUUGCUGUGCUUACCUUGGCGACACCUCUGAACUUCAGCAACCCCUGCAUCGCCCCGGUGUGCCUGAGUCCAACCUACACUGUUGCUGCUGGUGGUCAGAAGUGCACCGUGUCUGGGUGGGGAACUACAAGCUACCAAGGGAGCGUGUCCACACAGCUGCAGUCUGUUAGCAUCGAGACACACCAGGGGUCAGAGUGCGCCAGUACGUUCGGCUUCAGCACGUUGACCAACUACGUUCCGAGCCCCAGCACGCAGCUUUGUGCCGGCGACCCCGUCAAUGGCGGAAAGGACUCGUGUCAGGGAGACUCUGGAGGACCUUUGACCUGUCAGACCGCAAGUGGCUCCUACGUUCAGGUCGGCGUCGUCUCCUAUGGCAACGGGUGCGCGACUGCCCAGUAUCCAGGUAUAUACACCAGUGUCAGUGCUUACUACGACUGGAUACAGCAGCAACUGCGGGAGUAUAGUGAGGGUGAUGAAGAUUAUGAUGAUACUGAUGAUGAUGAUGAUGAAGACAAAGAAGACCGGUGUAAAAAUGUUUGCCCUCCUCAGGGAUGUCACGAGCGUUUGCUAAUGAUGGUGGAGGGCGUGUUAACGUUUUUCUCGUUGACCCUUGUGAAGCUAGCUUCAGCAGCUCCACCACCACUAUCAGCAACAACUUCUUCACCGAUCCAGGUAUACCAAGCCUUCUUAAAGGUGGCACAAAAGCUGCCUCUCACUCUGUUUAAUAACCUUAUAUGCAACACAAUCAGUCACACCCCUAUCACCCAGUCGGCAACAUUGAGACACAGGCGGUACAUCGGCUACGACAACCCCAAGUGCACGACCACUGCAGUUCCCAGCUCCAUUGUCGACAUCUUUGACUACGCCAACCUCAUCAAGAAGCUGAGCAAAGGAUUUCAGAGCGCCCAGGAACGGCAGGCAUGGACGAAGUCCUUGAACAGUACCACACAGACUGCCCUCAACACCAUCGUGAACUGGGUUUUUGGAACUUCUUCCAAUGCUGAAAUUAGAAAGGUGCCAGACAUUAUAAGGACUUUCCUUUUGUCGUCGACAUCAUCGGAACAGGAGCAAAAGAGCCAGCUAGUUGCUUUGCUGCUGAGUCUAGAGAAGAAAAUAGUGACUCAAGGAAGAUGUUCACCGACAGCAAGAGUCAGUGCGGUGUUUCUGAACCAAUACUUCGCCAAGGACUUCUUGCAACCAGCUGUGAACUUCUCUUUAUCGCGACAUGGGAUCGUCGGCAAUCUGACAGCCAUAAUGGGCGCCAUCUCGACACUGUACCCACAGAAAAACUUUGUCGUUAAACAUUUUAAAAAUCUUUUCUCAGUAGUGACUGUGUCCGACUUGGCGGCUGCCUGCUACCUGCUGGAUCUCUAUGCCAAGGCUCCUACCACCCCCUGUGGCACCGCCCUGCUGGCCCAGACCGCCUACGACACCCUUAUGUGCAGCACCAACUCCUCCCAACCACUGCCGCCGGCGUCAGCCAAUACCAGCAGCAUCUCUACAACUACCAGCCCUAAUGCAAAAAAAUGCGGAAUCAGCACAGUAGCUAGCAGACUGGCCAACAUGUCCAACUCUGAAUUCUUCACUUUUCCACGGAUCGUUGGUGGGGCCCCGGUGGGGUCGUGCCAGGCCAUCCCCUGGCAGGUGCGGAUCACCAUCGACCGCCUGGAGCUGUGCGGCGCCUCCAUCAUCGACCAGACUCACCUGCUGACUGCAGCUCACUGUGUGCCGUCUGGUGCCCAUUUAGAGGUUGUUGCAGGAGAGUACGACCUGUUACAUAAAGAAAGAAGCGAACAGUCUUUGGAGGUGUCUGAAGUCGCUGUGCACCCGAAUUACACGACUCUACCCAACGGGGCCAUUAUCAACGACAUUGCUGUGCUUACCUUGCGAAACCCUCUGAACUUCAGCAACCCCUGCAUCGCCCCGGUGUGCCUGAGCCCCGACUACACUGUUGCUGCUGGCGGUGAGAAGUGCACCGUGUCCGGGUGGGGAACUACAAAGUAUGAUGGGAUGGUAUCCAUACAGCUGCAGUCUGUUAGCAUCAAGACAUACCAGGGGUCAGAGUGCGCCAGUACAUUCGGUUUCCGCUCGCUGAUGAAGUAUGUUCCGAGCCCCAGCACGCAGCUUUGUGCCGGCGACCCCGUCAAUGGCGGAGAGGACGCCUGCCAGGGAGACUCUGGAGGACCUUUGACCUGUCAGACCGCAAGUGGCCACUACGUUCAGGUCGGCGUCGUCUCGUACGGCAAGGGGUGCGCGACAGCCCAGUACCCAGGUGUAUACGCCAGUGUCAAUGCCUACUACGACUGGAUACAGCAGCAUCUUUGAUGAAGUAUCCUGACAAGCUGACAAGCUGAUAGACUGUGUGACUGCCGUGCAGAUUUUUACACUUCCCUGUCAGUGUCUGCAUGAUACUCUGCAUUCGACACAGCUAUGCCAGCGCUUAGUCACCCUGUAUUCAACGGAAUGGUUUUCAUUAAUAACGGCUUGCAAAGAGGACAUCUUUGUUCCUUUUUUUCCGUGCUUGAAAGCCCUUGACUGCUGACUACCGCUAGAGACUGACCCGUCUUCCUGCUGGGACCUCAGAUGUCGUGAAGAGACCCCGCAGGUCCUACAAACACCAUUUAUUGACUUCGUUUUCAAGUAGCGCCUCCAUAUUGUUUUUUGUUUACUUCUAUUCUCCUCUUUCCAUUGCAGUUCAUUUUUAGCGACUUUGUUCACUACAUUUCGACAUAGCCCUGACUAUGUGGUUCUUAGCAUACACCGUGAUUAACAAAGAACUAAAGUGUAUCGAUGGCGCAAAGAGGACACACCGUUUGAGAAUGUGUGCAUGAACAAUGUAUCCUGAGGCUUGAUAAAUUCGUGUGCUUUCCUUACCUUCUGUAAGGGUUAAGACAAUCUCUUUGCAAUAUUUAGUAUGAUAAAUGCCUUCUUUGUGUUUUUUAAAGUAGCAUUUAGAAAGAUCCUU
Pomacea canaliculata is the source of this 4872-nucleotide messenger RNA. RefSeq names its product transmembrane protease serine 9-like. The record is from RefSeq and is a predicted model, not a curated record. Lineage: Eukaryota; Metazoa; Mollusca; Gastropoda; Architaenioglossa; Ampullariidae. Gene Ontology annotation, biological process: proteolysis. The transcript has 19 exons. Bases 1176 to 4232 code for a protein of 1018 amino acids. Gene Ontology annotation, molecular function: serine-type endopeptidase activity.